AUGGGACAAGACUGGAAUAUAGACGUUUCCGAAAUCACCCAUUUCAACGAAAUGCUCGGUGGACGAGUGAAAACGUUGCAUCCAGCCGUUCAUGGAGGAAUUCUGGCCAGGGAUACAGCAGAGGAUCGUCACGAAAUGGAGGUAAGCACUUAA
This is a messenger RNA of Haemonchus placei, 153 nucleotides long. Lineage: Eukaryota; Metazoa; Nematoda; Chromadorea; Rhabditida; Trichostrongylidae. The record is from the annotation of a GenBank genome assembly.